UGUGAGGGUCCGAGUUGGGGCUAGAGCCUACUUCUGACCCCUUUGGGGUUUCCCAGCCCAACCCGAGGGCUCCCCCGCUCCUCCGCCGCUGAACCUGUUUUCUGAUGACAGGAUUGGACAUUGAGAAGGACCAGAUUAUUGAGAUGGCCUGUCUGAUAACUGACUCUGAUCUCAACAUUUUGGCUGAAGGCCCUAACCUGAUUAUAAAACAGCCAGAUGAGUUACUGGACAGCAUGUCAGAUUGGUGUAAAGAGCAUCACGGGAAGUCUGGUCUAACCAAGGCAGUGAAGGAGAGUACAAUGACGUUGCAGCAGGCAGAGUAUGAAUUUCUGUCCUUUGUGCGACAGCAGACUCCUCCAGGGCUCUGUCCCCUCGCAGGAAAUUCAGUUCAUGCAGAUAAGAAGUUUCUUGACAAAUACAUGCCCCAGUUCAUGAAACAUCUUCAUUAUAGAAUAAUUGACGUGAGCACUGUUAAAGAACUGUGCAGACGCUGGUAUCCAGAAGAAUAUGAAUUUGCACCAAAGAAGGCUGCUUCUCACAGGGCGCUGGAUGACAUUAGCGAAAGCAUCAAAGAGCUUCAGUUUUACCGAAAUAACAUCUUCAAGAAGAAAACAGAUGAGAAGAAGAGGAAAAUCAUAGAAAAUGGGGAAAAUGAGAAGACCGUGAGUUGAUGCCCGCUCCCCGCUGCCAGCACGUCGUUCUCUGGGAAAGCACCUGCUGGUAGUUCCAUUUCGAUUCGUUUUCUGUUCCUGCUGAUGUCUCGGCGCAGCGCCUUCUUUCCGUUAACUCGCGUCUCCAGAUUAUCCAGACAGACAGCACCCGAAAUCUUACUUUCCCCCUAACAUUCUGUUUUCAUUUAUGACACAGCAGCAGCUCCUUUGUACGUACCAGGUCAUGUCCAUCCCUCGGUACAUAAUCUGCAUUUGCUUUUAGACCAUUUCUUUUGUUUAAAAUAAUAAUAAUAUAAUAAUAAAGCUAGUUCUAUUGAAAUGCAAA
Molecule: messenger RNA, 996 nt
Organism: Suricata suricatta (meerkat)
Lineage: Eukaryota; Metazoa; Chordata; Mammalia; Carnivora; Herpestidae
Gene: REXO2
Product: RNA exonuclease 2
Exons: 7
Coding region: 105-671 (188 amino acids)
Cellular component (GO): mitochondrion
Molecular function (GO): nucleic acid binding; 3'-5'-RNA exonuclease activity
Source: RefSeq, a predicted model, not a curated record